UCUGACGUCAUUUGAAGUCGACACUCGUUUGCUAGUCAAAAACAUGGAGGGAUGUUAGCAGAGCAGUGGAGCGGUAAAGAAACCAUGUCCAGUGAAAUUGAAAAGACAUGCCGUAGAUGCCAAGUAAACCUAGUAGUGAAGGGGGUCAUAACACAUACAAAACUUUUAUAUAGAUGCGCACAAGCGAACGAGAGGUUAGUAAGCGAACGUUUUAGAGAUGUCGGCGUCGUCCUGCCAUGUAGACCCGGCGUCUAUUCUGGGAGGAUUUGCAUGAAAUGUUUCAGACUGCUUGCCAGGGUUGAAGAAUCCCAAAACAUUUUAAAGAAAUGGCAGUCUGAGCAUAACGUGGUGGACGAAGAAGAAGACGAAGGCCAAAGCAGAGAGAAGAGGGACCGUGACACGCCAACGAAGACGCCAAGGAAAAAGAAGCUUUGUCUCCCGGCAUCUCGUGUCAGCACGACAGAGGUGUACAUCAAAUACCCCAGUAAGGUAAACCCAGAGAGGUACAGAUGUGACGCUGACAUCAGUGGCGUGAUAAGUAAUCUGGCAAAGGGCAACUUCACCACGGCAGCCAGACUGAUGUUGCAGCAUGAGAAUCUCAUAGACGUGCUCAAACCUGCAAUGGAGACAGUUAUUGACAAGGAGUGCCAGCGUCUUUGCCACCAAAGGGAGGGUUUCAUGCUGUGGAAGAGUCCCCCAGAAGAACUGAGGAAUUUCUCCUUACACAACCUUAGAAAGGAUUUGGAACGGAUGGCACCAUUCAUGUUCUCUCUGAUCUGCACCAUAUCUGGAAUGCAACACAACCAUGCCUGUGCUGCUGCUGCCAUUGCCCUUCGAGGGAGGGAGAACCGUCUUUCAGCCUUUUCGUACUACAUCAACAGUGUACUGCAGUACGGUGGAGCCAAGAAAUCAGUCUUCGAACGACUAUGCAAGAUGGGGAUCACCACUACACAUUCCAGGGCUGUCCUCAAACAACAUGCCAUGUCAACAAUCUGUGGAGAAGAGCUACAAAAGAUAAAAGCUCAAAAAGAAUCACGUUCCACUACCACAGCACAGGAGAGCAUAGGACAGCCGACUACUCCACAUCUCAGUUUUCAGUGCGAGUUGUCAGAAUCCCUGAUGUCAGACCUGGGUAUAGGUUUACUAGACAUAAAUGAUGAUGAUGACAUAACACCAACCCUCCUGAUGUCUCCACCACAGCCUUCUGCCCCACCUGUGGUCUGUGAAGAGGGCGACACAGCAGCACCAACCCUCCUGAAGUCUCCUCCACAACCUUCUGCCCCACCUGUGGUCUGUGAAGAGGGCGACACAGCAGCACCAACCCUCCUGAAGUCUCCUCCACAACCUUCUGCCCCACCUGUGGUCUGUGAAGAGGGCGACACAGCAGCACCAACCCUCCUGAUUUCUCCUCCACAAGCUUCUGCCCCACCUGUGGUCUGCGAAGAGGGUGACACAGCAGCACCAACCCUCCAAACUUCUACUCUUCAACACACAAUACCACCCACUUAUUCUGUCAUAUUUGACAAUUUGGAUUUCUUUGUACAUGUACACCACCAAACAACUGACAACCCCAAUAAAUCAAUUCACUGGACCCACCAUGUUGUAGUGGAGGACAGAAUCCCAUUGCAUCACCUCAGUGAUGAAAAGCCAGUCACCAAUCUGGAAAACUAUGACCUUUCCAACUCUCUGCCUAAUGUUGAAACCCAAAAAGUCCUGCGUAGGGACUUCAUAGUUCUUGUCAGCAGGAUUAUCAGCAAACAUCUUGCAGCAUUCAAGCCUUUCUCCUCAGUGGUGGUUCGUCACAUACCCCAUCAGUAUUCAGACCAUAUGUCGAAGCCAUCCACCUCACAAUGCCAAGGCGGGACCACAUAAGGCCUACAACCCUUAUAAGGAGGUGGUCAAGAAAGACACAGCGGCACUACUUCUGGCAGCUACAAUGGAGCAGUUGGGCCUGAAAAAUGCCCAUGAUGUUCCAGAUGGUCUGAUACCUGAGGAGGUGUUACAGGGGACAGAGGAAGAGAAAAGGAGAUGGCUGCACAAGAUGGUUGCAGAGGUUAUAGACUCUUUUGCUCUGUUUAAAGACCUUGAUGUUGCAGAUAGUGUUGGGCAGCCACCAGAAAAGACAAAGUUUCAAUGUAGAGCAGCUGGUUGUAAGAAGAUGUACAAAUUCCCCAAGUCACGGUCAACACAUGAGCAGAAUAAACAUGGCGUAACAUAUGAUAACCCUAUGACAGAGUCAAGUACUCAGAGAACCUCAAACUCAGACUAUGUGAAGGAACACUCUGAAGCCAGGCUCAGGUUUGGGUUAUUCUUAGCAGACAUGCAGGAUGCUAUAAAGGAGGGGGAUGGAGAAAGGCUCAUGCUCCUGUACAGGGUGGCUUUGUUGUACUACAAGGUCUAUGGGUACACUCACUAUGCUUACAGUACACUGCUUCUCACAGUUCAGCUCAAUGCCACCUUGUCUCCUCGGAUGGCACAUUCAGUGACAUGGAACAGGUUUUUCAGUGGGAAGGGAGGAAAGGGAAGGAACAUUCCUUUGGAUCUUCACCUAGAGCAACUUAAUAAUUUCCUAAAGUCAUUCUUAAAAGGUGUAGGUUCGAACCUGACUGACAGCACUGCCUUAAGGAUCAGUAAGUACUUAGAGACCUACUGGACAAAGUUGACCAAGAAAUAGGGAUCUCAUGUCCAUCUGGUUAUCACAAGAAUAGCAGAGAAGAUGAGGACAUCUUAGUACUUGUUCAAGUAUGCAUGGAGACAGGGCUUUUCAGGAAUUGCCCCGGUAGAGAGCACGCAGCUUUCCCGGCCUUCAAGAAAAAUCUCUUCUCCAAGCUCAGUUACAGGGAUUUGUGGCAAUGGAUGAGGAGCAAAUUAAACAAAUUUAGCAUGGUGCACAUCUAAGAUGAUACAAAGAAAAUAUUUUUGAUUUAUUUUUUGGGGUGGAAGCAAGUACUCCUGUACUGUAACUCAAGUACAAAUUUAACAGGGCAACUUUCACUUGUAGUUGAGACACCCUGUCACAAUACUUAUAUAUUUCUUUUGAUCUCUUGCAAUCAUGGGAAUUUUCUUUCUGAAAAAAAGUACAUAACCAUAAAGAUGAAAAUGUGUAUCUUGUCAGGAAAAUGUUUGUUCAUGUAGACUUAUGUAUCAAUGCUUCUUAUUUAUUGAACACUGAAUAAAUGAAGCCAU
Molecule: messenger RNA, 3186 nt
Organism: Epinephelus fuscoguttatus (brown-marbled grouper)
Lineage: Eukaryota; Metazoa; Chordata; Actinopteri; Perciformes; Serranidae
Exons: 4
Coding region: 52-1872 (606 amino acids)
Source: RefSeq, a predicted model, not a curated record